AUGUCAGGAAGCCUUGAGUUUGCGGCGGGCAUCUUCGCUAUUAUCGGCGUAGCUGAUGUUGUUGUGAGAACGGGCCGCGAGGUCCAUGGUUUCCUACGCGACCUUGCUGAUGCGCCAGAAGAGAUUGAUCGAUUGUGUACUACCGUCAGAGAAACUACCCUGCUCGUAGAGACUGCAAAACAGAUCCUGGAUACACUCGCUAGUCGGAAGGCAGCUGAUACCGCAGACCAAAUCACAGCUCUAUUCGAAUCUGCGCUUAAGAGCUUACAACGCGAACUACAAAACUUGAGAAUACUAAGUGCGAGAUUUAGAGGCGUGAGCAAGACCUGGAGUAGGGUGAAGUACGUUCUGGACGAGCGUAAAAUCAACAAGAUAUUCAGCAAUCUUGAGCGGUCAAAGGGUCUACUCACAAACUCUCUACAAGUUGCAAGCAGGCAGAGAUCAGAUAGCCAACAUCAAGAGAUUUUAAGAAGGCACAACACGACCCAAAAGCUAUUGGCUUCGACUCGGCAGAAGCAAGCCACACUGAUGCAAGGGCAAGAACUUCUGGGACGUUUGGCAGUCUGCCAUUACCAGGAAUCAAAACAGGCUUCCAAAAUUAUGGCGAUUACCCACCAAGAGCAUAUAAAUGAGCAUCAAAAGACCCGAGAUAUGCUAUCAGCCAAACUCGAAGAUGUCAUCGUCGCCCAGUUUGAGAAAUACCGCAUAUCUCGCCCUACAUCCAUGUCAAUUAGAGACGUCUUCUUUUUCGGCGAACGUCGCGACAUGAUCAUGGCUUAUCUACUAAUAGUCAAACCGCACUUGGAAGUAGCGCUCAGAAAUCUACUCAACGAUGGUAUCGAUAUGUUUCCACCACAUUACGUUUCUUGGCUACAAUCCGAAUAUGACAACCUUGUAGCAUCGGCAGCACAGGAGGAAGCAACAAAGUACCCACAAUCAACUGCAACCCCGCUAGACCGUUGGUAUUACUCUGAAGAGACUAAAUCUCGUCAUCGGACGGCAUCUGGGCAUGCCAUAGGGCAGUCAAGGAUCAAACCUGCUAUACGAGAAGCAAAUUACGCGAAUCUCUACCUUAGCACGCCAGCGAUUGCCCAUCGAUCAACAUAUACAUAUACUACCCCGUUUGGCAGUCUGCGCUUGCAGACUUCUCACCGAGGCUCCAAAUCGAGGUCUCAGCGUCCAGAUGGGGAGGUUAGCUUUACCUUUACCUGCGGUAUUGGCCGAUCAGUCCACGCCAUCCACGCACACUUCCUUCGCAAUCUAUCCGGUCCAUCCAGCCCGGGGCUCUGCGCUCAACUCAGUGUCUUUACAUUGGCUGAGUCUGAGACCCAUUACAACAAGCUUUUCGCAUCUGCAAACGCUGAAGAGAUCGAUGGGGCAUUACGACGAGGCGUUAUUUCUCCUUAUGAGAUCAAUCGAGAAGGAAGAAAUCUAUGUCUAUAUUAUGCUGCAGAGCAUACACGGGUAGACCUAUUCGAUUACUUAGCAAGCCAAGGCAUCGGCGUAUCAAACCUGAACCACGAUGUAAGCCUUGUCGCAGGUCUUUUUAUGCGCUCUAUAGUCGAUCAUGACCGUGUCGCAUUCGAGAAAACUAUCGAUCAUAUUAUCCCCCAAGUCUACGAGUCAUCAUCGUUCUUAUUUGAGACAACAAUGAACAUGCUGCUUUGGGACUAUUAUCAAGGAAGAUCGCGUUCUCUACUGCGCGAACAAAUACAAAGAUUGCAGCAAGAGGGCCUCAUAUCGGAACCUGUAAGUCUGAAUGAUGACCCGUGGGACUGGCCCUCAGUAGCGAGCAUCAUUGCUCCACUGUUCGAAAUCGACGCUGCAUAUAUCAACACAAUGGGUAGUCUUGGCCGCAACAGGAUUCAGCGUUGCUACUGUGUUAUUGAUCAUGAAGGCAGUCCAGGGGAUCCAAUCGCUGUCGAAGAGAUCGCCAACGCAUUGAUAAGGGCGGGUGUGGAUGUACACCACCGCGAUCAUGACGGCUUGACGCCGAGCAUGUACGCUAAACGCUGUGGCGCAUGGGACGGAUGGUGUAGUGCGCUUGCAAGAAAUGGGUCGCUCAUCGAAAACGUGGUGCAAGAAGAAGAGGCAGAAUGGCUUUUGAAUGACGGAUGGAGAGAAAUUUGGCAGGAAAAGUAUGGAGAGAUAUGGAAGACUGUUAAUCAUGGGUCUGUGCUGGCGCAGAGCACGGAGGAUGAAGGGUAA
Alternaria atra is the source of this 2208-nucleotide messenger RNA. RefSeq lists its product as uncharacterized. Lineage: Eukaryota; Fungi; Ascomycota; Dothideomycetes; Pleosporales; Pleosporaceae. The transcript is spliced from 4 exons. The coding region runs from base 1 to 2208 and encodes 735 amino acids. The record is from RefSeq and is a predicted model, not a curated record.